UAGGUAACUAUAUAAAAAAAAUGAAACGAAGUAAGCCCACUCGAAAAAAGGGUCAGGCUGGUUCUUCUUCCGAAGACGUCAAGCUACCCAAAAUCCCGAAGAUUAAAAUGCCUGAGGAUUUUAAGAUAAGGACACAACCUUUAUUUUCACUUCCGGAAGAAAUAUUAAAAUUACCUCCAGCAACAAACAAAGCAAAGUCACAAUCCUCUAAAUUAGUUCUUAGGAGAAAUUCCAGCGUAAUGAAGAGUUUUACAGCUAUGAGGAAAGCAAGGGAGGAAUUUAGAGCAAAACUGAUGAAACUGAUUUGCCAAUCGGCUCCCGGGGAGGACGGAGAUGUGAUUCCUUCUGGUGAUGAGAAAAAUUUGUUACGUUAUUAUUAUUACUUACGUUACGGUAUCGACACAAUACACGUAGCACCACUCGAUAAUAAAAUAAUUUUGAGAGUUCAUAAUCUUAUAUCUCCAAAACUGAAGAAGUGGAAGGAAUGUCUAUUAACGGCCACUGAUGAAAUGCGCGAAGACUUUAUGAUGAGCAUGAAGAAAGCUAUAGUUGACUUUGUUCUUAAGGACCCUAAUACGGAAGAGUCCCUAGAAGAAGAAGAUACUCCUUUGAAACGAGAACUUGCAAUGAAAGAUGACGCUUGGAGGAAUCGUUAUGCAGUAGCUAAGAAGUACUUAAACAAGAACCUGCACAGCGUAAACCCUUGUAUAGCGCAAGUCCUACAGAUCUGGUGGAAGCAGUACAAUGAUUUGCGGUUAAUCAGCAUGAAAGAUAUAAUGACGAUACAUGAAGCGUACGAGCUGCAAGAUUUUUGUUUCGUGUGCAAACGGCAUAUUGAGACGGCGGGUAAUGUGCUCACCUUGCAGUGGUUACCUACACUACAAGCGGUCUUUCUCCAGGGUAGUAAAAGGAAACAGAUACCAGACCCAAAGCAAGUAUUAAAAAUGAAGCGCUUUUAUAAUUGUUUGGCUUGCAUUAUGACGUAUAAUUUGCAAUCAUUGUGUCUAAAGUCUAUGCAAGAGUUUACAGAAUAUAUUCUUGAUGUUGGGGGUAUGAAUCAAGGAUUUGUUAUCAACUUGGCAUUUAAAGAUGACACCAUUGGAUUUGAACCCUCGUUUAAGCAAUUUCGAGAUCAGCUUUGUCUGUUAUAUGAUUUCAUUAUAGAUGCUUGUAGACAAUCGCCGCGAUUGGAAACUUUAUUAUAUCAAGAUUUCGUUGUUACAAACAAAGCAACUUUAAGGCCAAUCAUUGAUAAUGAACUCAUUGAAGAUUAUAAAAAGAAAGUUGCCGAUUUGAUAAAUGAUCAGAGAAUUGGACCAGAACUUCGUGUGCAGGAUUUUGAUAAUUAUGUUUGUCUGUUGAAUGGAGAUUCACAAUCGCAAGUUGAAAGAUUUAUUAAUUCGGAUCCAGAGAAAACAUUUGAAGAGUUUUGUGAAGAAGCUGUUAAAUACGUAAAUGUAGCAAAAGAAAUUCCUUCUAAGCUAGAAGGGACUAUUGUAAUCGGUAUGUAUCGAAUGCAGAGGGGAGAUCUCAUCAAUUCAUUGCGUGGAGCUGCUACUAGACUUGCUAAUACUUUACUGAGAAGGAUGACAGAAGACUAUCAGAACAUGAUUAAAUCUAUAUAUGAUGAGUAUUCGAACAUUGCGAACACCCUACUGACUCCACCGCCUGACACGGCCGCCCUGAUGGUGCUGUUAGACUACUGCAAGAAAGUAGAAGCAAUACUCCUCGACGAGAUGGAGGAUAAGUUGCGGAAUGUGAUGAGAUAUAUCGUAUUCUUAAGCGACUACACGGUUUUCACACCACUGGAAAUGAAAGCAAAUAACCAAUCGUUUCACUGGUAUGCUCGUAUGCCUGGAAUUAUCGAGGAGUGUAAGGUUAUUUGUGAUCAGAAGAAAAUUGAGUAUCAAGAUUUAUUACAGGUGCGCAUUGCUAAAUUCAUCGAAGAUCUAGAUAUUUACGAAGCUCAAUGUGAUGAACUUCAAUACUGGGGUGAUAUCAAUGAAUUAUCCAAAUAUGUCACACGUGCGCGCCGUUUAGAUGAAAAGCUUGCAAACGCGUUAGUAAAAAUUGAUCAAUUUAACGAAGAAGAGACUGCUUUUGGGUGGGAAUUAUCACAAUAUCCUAAAAGAAAAACUGUUUAUGAUAAACUCGUGCCCUUUAAAAAGUUAUAUGACGCUGGAUAUGACUUUUUGGAGAAACAUAAUACCUGGAUGACGUCAAAGGUUGGAAGUUUUGAUCCUGAAGAUAUUGAAGGCGAUGUGAGUUAUUUUUACAAGAUUGUAUACAAGUUGGAGAAACAAUUCCAAGAUGUACCUGAUACUUUCCAACUUGCUCAAUCAGUGCGGGAGAAGAUGGAAGACUUUAAAACACACUUGCCAAUCAUCCAAACUCUAGGCAAUCCUGGUAUGAAAGCAAGGCAUUGGGAGAAAGUAUCAGAAAUCGUCGGCUUUCCUAUAGUCGUUGAUGACGAAUUGUCACUAGAAAAAGUUAUUGACUUUAAUUUGGUCGAUUAUAUAGACAAGUUCGAGAAUAUAUCAGAAGCAGCUACUAAGGAAAAUAACCUUGAAAAAGCUCUUGAUAAGAUGAUAAAAGAAUGGGCUGAAUUGAGAUUUGACAUUAUGCCUUAUAAGGAUACGGGGACCUACAUUCUAUCAAGUGUAGAUGAAAUACAAUUACUACUUGAUGAUCACAUCGUUAAAACGCAGACGAUGAAAAAUUCGCCGUAUAUUAAACCUUUUGAGGAUGUUAUCGUCGAUUGGGAAAGUAAGCUAAUACUGCUACAGGAAAUUCUAGAUGAAUGGCUAAAAGUUCAAGCAACUUGGAUGUAUCUAGAGCCAAUAUUUUCUUCUCCUGAUAUUCAGCAACAAAUUCCUGAGGAAGGUCGGAGAUUUAGUGCCGUUGACAAGAUGUGGCGUGAAAUAAUGAAGGCGGCUUACACUGAGCCAAAGGUGUUAGACGUUAUUACUAUUGAGAAAAUGUUGGACAGACUACGCAAGUCAAACAAUCUACUAGAAAUGGUGCAGCGAGGACUGAACGCGUAUCUUGAAAAGAAGCGUCUGUAUUUCCCGCGCUUCUUCUUCUUGUCCAAUGAUGAGUUACUCGAAAUACUGUCAGAAACUAAAGACCCUAUGCGUGUGCAGCCUCAUCUAAAGAAAUGUUUCGAAGGUAUUGCAAAGCUUAAUUUCACUGAAGAUUUAGUAGUAACACAUAUGAAAUCAUCAGAAGGAGAAGUUGUGGAACUCACGAUUACUAUAAAUACUGCGGCUGCUAGAGGACAAGUGGAGAAAUGGUUAUUAGAGCUGGAAGUAGCUAUGAAGGCUUCAGUGCAUCACGUUGUGGCUCUCUCUUACGACGAUUACUUACAACGACCACGAGAGCAAUGGGUGCUCAUUUGGCCUGGACAAGCUGUACAAUGCAUAGCGAUGACAUUUUGGACAUCCGAGGUAACAGAAGCUAUUCAUAUCAGUAUCCCAGCUAUGAGAGCAUACUGGGAUAAGUGCAACUACCAGAUAUCAAAAAUAGUUGACUUAGUAAGAGGCGAACUUAGUUUGCAAAAUCGAAUAACGCUUGGGGCACUGGUUGUGUUGGAUGUUCACGCUAGAGAUGUUCUCAUGGAGUUAAUUGAUUUCAAUGUACAACUCGACAAUGACUUUAACUGGCUUUCGCAAAUAAGAUAUUAUUGGGAAUUGCAAGAAGAAGACAACUCCAUGCAGAUUGCAACUCGUAUGAUUAAUUCCCAAUUAAUGUACGGCUACGAGUACCUCGGCAAUACUGGUAGACUAGUAGUGACCCCUCUUACUGAUAGAUGCUUCAGAACACUAUUUGGGGCGUUGCAUCUGAAUCUAGGUGGUGCCCCAGAAGGUCCAGCCGGCACUGGUAAAACAGAAACUACUAAAGAUCUAGCGAAGGCCGUUGCCAAGCAGUGCGUUGUGUUCAACUGUUCUGAUGGACUGGAUUAUCUUGCACUAGGAAAGUUCUUUAAGGGCUUAGCAUCAUGCGGUGCGUGGUCAUGUUUUGACGAGUUUAAUCGUAUUGAUCUCGAAGUACUCUCGGUAGUUGCACAACAAAUACUAUCUAUACAAAGGGGUAUUAAUUCUGGAGCAACCGAGCUAUUAUUCGAGGGAACCCUGCUGCAUUUGGAUAAGUCUUGCGCUGUCUUCAUUACUAUGAAUCCGGGUUAUGCUGGCAGAUCAGAAUUACCUGAUAAUUUGAAGGCUCUUUUCCGGUCGGUAGCUAUGAUGGUACCAGAUUACGUGCUGAUAUCUGAGAUCGAGUUGUAUGCGUUUGGGUACCUCAAUGCAAAACCACUCGCCGUCAAGAUUGUAGCCACUUAUAAGCUUUGCUCUGAGCAGCUCUCCUCUCAAAGUCACUAUGAUUAUGGAAUGCGCGCUGUAAAGUCUGUGUUGAGAGCAGCUGGUGCGUUGAAAUUGCGUUACCCGGAUGAAGUUGAGGAUGUUAUUUUAUUACGUUCCAUAAAAGACGUGAAUUUGCCCAAGUUUCUUGAACACGAUGUUCCACUCUUUAUGGGUAUUAUUGGAGACUUAUUCCCUGGACUACCUUUGCCUCAACCUGGACUUCCACAUUUGGUUUCGUGUUUGAAAGAAGUUUGUGUACCACUUAAUCUUCAAGCUAAUGAUUUCUUUAUUGAAAAGGUUCUUCAAUUAUAUGAAAUGAUUUUAGUAAGGCACGGUUUAAUGUUAGUCGGUUUUCCGUUUUCCGGUAAGACAAAAUGUUACCACGCCCUUGGACAUGCUUUGGGAUUAGUGUCUGAAAAGGGUUUAAUGGAAGAAAACGCCGUAGAGUGGACUGUGAUAAAUCCAAAGUCUAUAACGAUGGGCCAACUUUAUGGACAAUUCGAUCCAGUCUCUCACGAGUGGUCAGACGGAAUUCUUGCAGUCAGUUAUAGAGCUUUUGCAGUAUCGCCCAACGAUAACAGAAAAUGGCUUAUAUUUGAUGGGCCUGUAGAUGCAAUUUGGAUAGAGAACCUCAAUACAGUAUUGGAUGAUAAUAAGAAGUUGUGCUUGAUGAGCGGCGAAAUCAUCCAACUGGCGCCGACUACUAAUCUUAUCUUCGAACCCAUGGACCUUGAAGCUGCUUCACCGGCUACGGUGUCUCGUUGUGGUAUGAUCUACAUGGAGCCGAAGGGUCUUGGCUGGAAAUGUUUAUUAGAAUCUUGGCUAAAUACUUUACCUUCAACACUACAUGGCUUCAACCGUAAUUAUAUCCGCACAUUGUUCAAUCGAUUCAUGUCGCCAUUGCUUUGGCUGGUUGAACUCUCUGGAAAAGUAAAGCAAAUGUACAUAACAUCGCGCUCGAACUUGGUGAAGGCGUGUAUGAACCUUUUUGACUCCUUCAUGGAUGAUUUUUACGACGAAAAAUAUGUUGAGCAACUAUCAGAUCUCGAUAUAAGAGCUCAACUUGAGGGUGUAUUUUUUUUUUCGUGUAUUUGGUCAAUUGGGGCAACGUUAGAGAGUGAUGGCCGAGCAAAAUUUGAUAUGUUAUUCCGUGGUUUACUUGAAAAAGAUUUUCCUGAAAAGGUCAUAGAAAUUUUAGGGUAUCCGAAAGAAAUAACAAAACCAGAGAAACAGUACAUAUUUACAAUACCAAAAGAUGGAAUUGUUUAUGAUUAUCGCUUUAUAAAAGAAGGCAAAGGCAAAUGGAAGCCGUGGCAGGACGACGUAUCCGCGGCUCCACCUAUUAGUCGGGAUACUCCUCCCAAUCAAAUACUGGUGACGACUUUAGACAGUGUAAGGUACUUGGCACUAUUCAAACUGCUGGUUACACAUCAUAAAGCAGUGAUGAUGAUUGGACCUACUGGCACGGGAAAGUCUUCAUAUAUCAUUGAUUUUUUAGUUAAAAGAGUGGAUACAAAGAUAUAUAAAGCUCUAAUAAUGGCAUUCUCAGCUCAAACAAACUGCAAUCAAACGCAGGACAUUAUUAUGGGUAAACUGGAUAAAAGAAGAAAAGGUGUUUUCGGUCCUCCGAUCGGAUGCUACUGUGUGGUCUUCGUAGAUGACGUCAGCAUGCCUCAAGCAGAGACGUACGGAGCUCAGCCUCCAAUAGAAGUGCUGAGACAAGGCAUCGAUCUCGGUCUGUGGUACGACCGCAAGACUAAUGUCGCGAUGCAUCUAAUUGAUGUGCAAUUCAUGUGUGCGAUGGGAAAGCCCACGCCUGGUGCCAAGUUAGUAACGCCAAGAUUCUCGAGACAUUUUUCAUUCUUUUGCAUCGAUGAGUUUGACGACGAGACUCUUCAAGUUAUUUUCGGAAGAAUUAUGCUGUGGCAUUUAGAUACAAGAGGUUUUUCAAAAGACUUUGAUCCGUGUAUUGAAGAAAUAGUAUCGGCGACAUUAGAAGUAUACAAACAAUGCCGAUUAAACUUAUUGCCUACGCCGUCUAAAUCACACUACACCUUUAAUUUAAGAGAUUUUUCUAAAGUGAUAUUGGGUGUACUAUUGUCAGUACCAGAAGUAACACCUGAUCUUCAAUCUAUCAAGAGGUUAUGGAUUCACGAAUGUCUCCGAGUGUUCUCUGAUCGUUUGACGGAAGAUGCUGACCGUCACUGGCUUGUGAAGUGUUUGCGGGAAGCAACCCACCUUCAUUUAAACGAUGAGCUCGAUAAGCUGCUCGCGAGACUCCUUGAUGGACCAGAGGAUACCAUUACAGAUUUACAUCUACGGAAAUUAAUAUACUGUGACUUUGCCAAUCCAAAAGUGGAUACGCGCUUUUACAUGGAAACCACUAACAUGGAGCAUUUAAAUUCGACCGUGGAUGCUUACCUUGUGGAGUUUAAUAACAUGUCUAAAAAGCCUAUGAAUCUUGUGCUCUUUAGGUUCGCGAUCGAGCACGUGUCACGUGUGUGCCGCGUGCUAACACAGCCGCGCUCGCACGCAUUGCUGGUGGGUCUUGGCGGUUCUGGCCGGCAGUCGCUGACACGCCUCGCCGCGCACAUCAACGAGUACGACCUUUUCCAGGUAGAAAUGAGCCGAACUUAUGGUAAAAACGAAUGGCGUGAAGAUUUAAAGACUUUGUUACGUAAAUCUAGUACACCUGAUCUGCACAUGGUGUUCUUGUUUAUUGAGUCACAAAUCAAAGAAGAAGGGUUUUUAGAAGAUGUUAAUAACAUGUUAAAUUCCGGAGAAGUUCCGAAUAUUUUUGUUGCAGAUGAAAAGGCGGAGCUAUGUGAAAAGAUGCGAGUUAUCGAUCGUCAACGCGACAAAUCGCUGCAAACGGACGGCAGUCCGACGGCUCUUUACGCGUACUUUGUGUCGAUCGUACGCGACCAGCUCCACAUCGUACUGGCCAUGUCACCGGCGGGAACAUCGUUGCGCACGCGCAUACGGAAGUUUCCAUCGCUUGUGAACUGCUGCACUAUUGACUGGUUCCAGGAAUGGCCUCCGGAUGCAUUGCUCGCAGUAGCUACUCGCUUUUUAAAAGAUGUUGAAUUAACAGACCUUGAACGAGACACAGCCAUUAAGCUCUGUCAAUUGUUCCACACGGACACUCAAGAACUAACUAAACAAUUCCUCUUACGCUUGAAACGAUAUAAUUACGUUACGCCAACCGCUUAUCUAGAAUUAAUCAAUAUGUUUAAAGCAUUGUUAGGAAAGAAAAGAACAGAGUUGUUAACAAGUGAAAAACGAUACAUAACUGGGCUCGAUCAGCUAGCUACAGCUGCUAAAUCAGUUGCGGCACUGCAAGAAGCUCUGGAAGUCUUGCAACCAAAAUUAGCAGCUGGCGCUGCUGCGGUGGCAGAGACUACAGCUAAAGUGGAGAAGGAAAAAGAGGGAGUUGCAUUAGUAGAAGCUGAAGUAUUGGCCGAUCAAGCGGCAGCUGAAGAGCAGGCAAAAGAAGCUCAAGGCAUCAAAGACGAGUGCGAUGCUGAUCUCGCUGAGGCGAUGCCUAUCCUCAAUGCUGCUCUAGCAGCUCUGGACACUCUAACCCCUCAAGAUAUUACCUUCAUCAAGACCAUGAAGAGUCCACCCAGAGGCAUUAAGCUAGUUAUGGAAGCCAUUUGUAUUUUAAAAGAAGUAAAGGCAGACAAAAUUCCAAAUCCAUCAGGCGUUGGUACAAUAGAAGAUUACUGGGGUCCUUCAAAGAAGUUGCUGAAUGAUAUAAAGUUCUUAGAAUCGUUGCAGAACUACGAUAAGGACAACAUUCCUCCGCCUGUUAUGAAGAAACUCAUGACCACUGUUAUGCAAGAUGACGGCUUUGUGCCGGAGAAGAUUAGAGCUGUGUCAGUUGCAGCCGAAGGAAUGUGUAAGUGGGUGAUAGCAAUGACGAAGUACGAUAAGGUGGCAAAGGUGGUGGCGCCGAAGAAGCAGCGACUUGCGGCCGCGCAGGCGGUCUACGACAAGGCCAUGGCUGCACUUGCCGUCAAACAGGCGCAGCUAAAAGAAGUUCAAGACAAACUGGCAAAACUGGAGGAAGCACUAUCUGAACAGAAUCGUCAGCAAAGACUUCUCGACAAUGAAGUGAUGGACUGUAGCAAUAAGCUGAAGAGAGCAGAGAUGCUCAUCUCCGGACUUGGAGGAGAAAAGACGCGCUGGACGAUCAUCGCUAAGACACUACGAGAAACAUACAACUCACUCACUGGUGAUAUACUAAUUGCUGCUGGAAUCAUAGCGUAUUUAGGACCAUUCACAGCUGCAUUUAGAAAUGAACAAGUAAAGAAGUGGGCACACGAGUGUCAUGAGUGUGGCAUUGUGUGCACUCUGAACUACAGCCUGAUCAAAUCGCUGGGUGAACCCGUUACCAUCCAGCAGUGGAACAUUGACGGUUUACCGGCGGAUGACUUUAGCAUAGAGAGUGCUAUUAUUAUCAUGACCGCACGACGUUGGCCACUUAUGAUAGAUCCACAGGGUCAAGCUAAUCGUUGGAUCAAAAACAUGGAGAAACCAAACAACUUGAGCGUGGUGCGCAUGACCCAGGCCGAUCUCGGUCGCAUUUUGGAAAACGCUGUGCAAUUUGGACAACCGGUUCUAUUGGAAAACGUACUAGAAGAAUUAGAUCCAAUGUUAGAGCCACUACUACAGCAACAGACGUUCAGACAAGGCGGAGCACUAUGUAUAAAAAUUGGAGAUACAAUCGUUGAAUAUAGCAAAGAUUUUAAACUCUACAUUAGUACGAAAUUGGCGAACCCCCACUAUUUGCCGGAAGUUGGCGUUCGUGUCACGUUGGUCAACUUUAUGCUGGCUAAAGAUGGAUUAGAAGCACAGCUUCUAGCGAGAGUUGUGGCUCGGGAAAGGCCAGAUUUACAGCAAGCCAAGGCGGACCUUACAACUCAAGGUGCUGAGCAUCGCCGUUUGCUUCAGGAUAUAGAAAAGAAAAUUCUUAAUGUGCUGUCUACUUCAGAACAUUUACUAGAAGAUGAAGAAGCAGUUCAGAUUUUAAAUUCAGCUAAAGACAUGGCUAAUGAGAUUAAAGAGAAACAGGAAGUAGCUAUGGUUACUGAGAAAGCCAUCGACGAAGCCAGAAACGAUUACAUUCCGAUUGCAGUUCAUUCAACAAACUUAUUUUUCUUAAUCGCGUCUCUGGCGAAUAUCGAUCCCAUGUACCAGUACUCUCUGGGAUGGUUCGAAGGAUUGUUUACGGCGUCUAUCGACAACACCGAAAAGGUGGAAGAGAUUCCUGAAAGGCUUGCAAUCCUGCGAGCACACUUUACCUACUCGUUGUAUGCAAACAUCUGCAGGAGUCUAUUUGAAAAAGAUAAACUGGUGUUUUCGCUGCUUCUCACUGUGACGAUAAUGGUGGCCGAGGAAAAACUGCUUCAGUCAAACAUAAUGUUCCUGCUGGCCGGCGCUCAGCCGCGUCACGUACCUCCCAACCCUGUAUCGUUCCUCAGCCCACAGGCCUGGGCAGAAUUUAAUGGGCUUAAUGAAAUCAAUACGUUCCAUGGUAUAGUGGAACAUUUUACUAAGCAUCUGAAUCAAUGGGAAGCGUAUUGCGACACAAACGAUCCCCAAAACCAACCCUUGCCUGCGCCGUGGAAUACGAAUCUCGAUAUGUUUGAGAAAAUGAUGGUGCUGCGUUGUAUGCGCUUGGAUAUGAUGGUACCCGCUGUUCAAAACUUCGUUGAAGCGCAAAUGGGUCGUCAGUUUGUAGAGCCACCUCUGUUUGAUUUAGCUUCGUCUUACGCGGAUUCACAUUGCUGUAUUCCACUUUUGUUCGUUCUAACGCCCGGCUCGGACCCCAUGGGCACAUUACUCAAGUUUGCUGACGAUCAGGGCUUCGGAUCUUCUCGUUUGUUCUCUCUAUCGCUUGGACAAGGCCAAGGACCAAUUGCAGUGAAAUUGAUCGAAGAAGGCGUCCGUAGUGGUACUUGGGUGGUAUUGCAAAACUGUCACUUAGCUAAGAGCUGGAUGCCAAUGUUGGAAAAGAUUUGCGAAGGUCUGACGCCAGAUUCAACACACCCGGACUUCAGGUUGUGGUUAACAUCCUACCCAGCGGAUCAUUUCCCUGUAUAUGUUCUUCAAAAUGGUGUUAAGAUGACUAAUGAACCACCUCAAGGUUUGCGAGCCAACAUUGCACGUUCCUAUCAAAGCGACCCGAUCAACGAUCUAGAAUGGUUUGAGGGUAACAAGCAAACGGACAUAUUCAAGAAACUUCUAUUCGCGUUGUGUUUCUUCCACGCCGUGGUUCAAGAGCGUCGGCAGUUUGGUCCCCUCGGCUGGAACAUCAGAUACGAGUUCAAUGAAACCGAUCUCCGCAUCAGUGUGACACAGCUCUAUAUGUUCCUGAACGAAUAUGAAGACGUGCAGUUCGUGGCACUGCGCUACCUGACAGGUGAGUGUAACUACGGCGGGCGCGUGACGGACGACUGGGACCGGCGCUGUCUCAACACCAUCUUAUACAAGUUCUACAACCCGCGCGCCAUCGACGAAGACAUGUAUCCACUUGAAUCCACAGGUACAUACUACAUACCAUCACUCCGCGAGCAUUCCGACUUCAUUUCAUUCGCUCGUUCUCUUCCUGUGGCGACUCCACCCAGUGUGUUCGGCUUCCACUCCAAUGCUGACAUCACCAAGCACUUCCGGGAAGCCGAAGAUCUGCUCACCACAGCGUUGCUCACACAGGACCGUCUGAAACAAUAUUUGGAUACAAUGGCCGCUGGCGGUGGUGGUGCAACACCAGAACAACAAGCGAUGGCAAUAGCUGAUGACAUCUUAGCUCGACUACCUAACAAGAUUCUAACGGGUCCGUCGCACGAAGGGGAUAUCAAGCCCGCGGACAUGACGCCUAUGUCCAUUGUCGUCAUACAGGAGGCGGCGAGAUAUGAUCGACUGGUCAGUGUAGUAAGGUCGAGCUCCAGAGCUGUAAUUGGAGCUGUCCAAGGAGUUAGCGUUCUUACGGAUAUAACCGAGGAAGUACUUACGAGCAUGGUCCGUGGUCGCAUCCCGGCGCUGUGGGCCGGCAAGAGCUAUCCGUCGCUCAAGCCUCUUGCCGCAUAUUUUAGUGACCUACUGGCCAGACUUGAGUUUUUACAGCACUGGCAUCAAUACGGACCGCCGGUGGUGUUCUGGCUUUCGGGUUUCUAUUUUCCCCAAGCGUUCCUCACGGCAGCACAGCAGAGCUACGCGCGCAAGUACCGUAUACCCAUCGACCAGCUCGCCUUCCACUAUGAGGUCCAGCGCACCUUCACCCUGGAGACGCCCCCAGAGGAAGGCGUAUAUAUCCGUGGUCUGUUCAUGGAAGGCGCGCGCUGGAACAUGGAGGACUACAUCGUCGACGAGUCCUGCCCUAAAGUUCUGUACGACGAGUUUCCACCGGUAUGGUUGAUCCCUCUGAAACGCGAGGAUAUACCGACGGACGUUUUUUACAACUGUCCGCUGUAUAAGACGGGUGACCGGCGCGGUGUUCUCUCGACCACAGGACAUUCCACCAACUACAUCCUUUUCAUGAGGCUGCCCACCGCGCAGCCGCCGGACCACUGGAUAAUGAGAGGUGUGGCUCUUCUAACACAGCUGCCAUUCUGAGCUGUUUCAUGACUAGAAAAAGCGAGGCAGCUGAAGAACCGAUGUAUAACCUGUUUUGAUAUGAAGAAGUGCGUAGUGGGUACAAAGCUCGACGGUAAAAAAAAAUCAUGACAACAAAACAAAAAAUGUAUGUUUAAAGACAUUUUGUUACAUUGCUGUUGUCAUAAAGUCAAUAUUUUAUUUUUCCUUUAUUGGUUGACAUAUGUCUCUUUAGGUUAGAGUUCAGUGCGACAUGACAAUUUUCAAGUAAAAUAUGUCAUUUCGAACAUUUUUUAUUAAAGUAAAAGAAAGUUUUUCUUUUUUUAAUAACCUGUACCUAUUUAGUGGUGUGUAGGCGUAGUGUAAGUUAAUUCUUCUGUAUCUUAAUUCCAAAGAGAAGAGGCUUUAUUUUAUUUUUCUAAGCUUUGCAAACCUAUGUACAUAUAUACUAAAAUAACACUAUGUCAUUUACAUCAUGUUGGACCUAGUCAAUUUUUUUCUAAAUCAAUCAUAUAUUUUCCGUCCUAUGGAAGACAAAUCAAAUAUAUCUGACCUAGAUUAACAAAGGGAGAAGAUACUAAAAAUAUUCUGCCCACGCCUUAUACCGGCCACUAUAUAAAUUAAAAUUUCAUGGACAUUGCUAGGUGCAGAACUGAAAUUUCUGUAAAUAUAUAUCACCUAUGAAUAGUGCAUGGUAUA
Nymphalis io (European peacock) is the source of this 12653-nucleotide messenger RNA. RefSeq names its product dynein axonemal heavy chain 7 (gene Dhc36C). NCBI's taxonomy places the organism in Eukaryota, Metazoa, Arthropoda, Insecta, Lepidoptera, Nymphalidae. Bases 21 to 11975 code for a protein of 3984 amino acids. Gene Ontology annotation, molecular function: dynein light intermediate chain binding; ATP binding; dynein intermediate chain binding. The record is from RefSeq and is a predicted model, not a curated record. The transcript has 74 exons. Gene Ontology annotation, biological process: microtubule-based movement. Gene Ontology annotation, cellular component: dynein complex.